Messenger RNA from Jaculus jaculus (lesser Egyptian jerboa), 1688 nucleotides. RefSeq names its product protein activator of interferon induced protein kinase EIF2AK2 (gene Prkra). The transcript has 8 exons. NCBI's taxonomy places the organism in Eukaryota, Metazoa, Chordata, Mammalia, Rodentia, Dipodidae. Bases 280 to 1221 code for a protein of 313 amino acids. The record is from RefSeq and is a predicted model, not a curated record.
CGGGAGCAGCAGUGGGCGCGGGUAGGAGCCGGGAAGAGCCCCGGAAAGGCGGCGGGGCUAAGCCGGAGCCCGGCAGGAGUCGGGGCGCGAGGGGGUGUGGCCAGAGCUCCCGCGCCGAGGCCCCGCCCGUCCUCCUCUCCAGGGAAGCGGACCACUAGCGGACCGGGGAGUCGAGACGGCCGUGCUGGAGAGCUUCCCUCCGGGCCCGGCCAGCACGGGAAUCGAGGACACAGCUCCGCGCCGCUUUUUCCCCGCACCGCCCAGGCGUCCCUUCCCGCCAUGUCCCAGAACAGGCAUCGCGCCGAGGCCCCGCCGCUGGAGCGCGAGGACAGCGGGACGUUCAGUUUGGGGAAGAUGAUAACAGCUAAGCCCGGGAAAACACCAAUUCAAGUAUUACACGAAUACGGCAUGAAGACCAAGAACAUUCCGGUGUAUGAAUGUGAAAGAUCCGAUGUGCAAGUACACGUGCCCACUUUCACCUUCAGAGUAACCGUUGGGGACAUAACUUGCACAGGUGAAGGUACAAGUAAGAAGCUGGCAAAACACAGAGCUGCAGAGGCUGCCAUAAACAUUUUGAAAGCCAAUGCAAGUAUUUGCUUUGCAGUUCCUGAUCCCUUAAUGCCAGACCCAUCCAAACAACCAAAGAACCAGCUUAAUCCUAUUGGUUCAUUACAGGAACUGGCUAUUCAUCAUGGUUGGAGACUUCCUGAAUAUACCCUUUCCCAGGAGGGAGGACCUGCUCAUAAGAGAGAAUAUACCACAAUUUGCAGAUUAGAGUCAUUUAUGGAAACUGGAAAAGGAGCAUCAAAAAAACAAGCCAAGAGAAAUGCUGCUGAGAAAUUUCUUGCUAAAUUUAGCAAUCUUUCUCCAGAGAACCACAUUUCUCUAACAAAUGUAGUGGGACAUUCUUUAGGAUGCACCUGGCAUUCCUUGAGGACUUCUCCCGGUGAAAAGAUCAACUUACUGAAAAGAAGUCUCCUUAGUAUUCCAAACACAGAUCACAUUCAGCUACUCAGUGAGAUUGCCAAGGAACAGGGUUUUAACAUAACAUACUUGGACAUAGAAGAACUGAGUGCCAACGGCCAGUACCAGUGUCUUGCAGAACUGUCCACCAGUCCCAUCACGGUCUGCCACGGCUCGGGAAUCUCCUGUGGCAAUGCGCAGAGUGACGCAGCUCACAAUGCUCUGCAGUACUUAAAGAUCAUAGCAGAGAGAAAGUAAACUUGGGGGCCUUAGAAAUCUUCCUUCUCACCGCCCCCCCCCCCCAGUAAAACCUUCUCUGUAUUGUUUGUGUUGUUUCCAGAUCUCUGCAGAUUCCAUCAACACUCUAGACUUAAUUGUCUCCUAGUAGUUGUUCUCAAGCUCUUUUAAUGGCUUUAACUUUGUAUUGGUAUAUCGUAUUUAUAAACUGAACCACGAGGCAGAAUGUAAUACCAUCUUUCAGGACCAGGCACAUAGGAGAAAGAAACUGCAUGUGUAACUAUGAUGAUGAAGAAAUAAAACUACAGUUAGCAACAGUCUUACUGGUGCUUAAACUCUUUUCUGUGCACGACUUUUGAAGGGAAUUAAAGGAAGCCCUUUAGAACUAGAGUGCUGAGGCUUGUGUUGAAUGUUGUUACAUUUCAGGGAACAUGAUUGUUCUGUUGUGUAUUUGAAACCAUGUAAUAAAGAGCUGUUGUUAUAAUGAA